AGGGGACAACACGCUUGCCGGUGAAGACUAAUUCCAAGGGUCUCCUCUUCCGCGUCAAUAUGUCCACGAAAUUUACGACAGAACCAACACAUGCCUGGAAAUUUUUUUUUCUUUGCAUCUUUAUUUAAAGAGCUGAUAUCUUCCGUCAUAUGCAAUCUUUCAGAAGUAGAGGAAUGGCAUCCCUGCCAGCGUUCUUGCUCCAGCUACAGCUGCUGCUGCUGCUACUCGGAACAGCAGCGGUGGCAUCAACGAUUACUUGGUCACCAGACUGCCCAGCGACGUGCGGCAAUAUCUCCAUCCCGUACCCCUUCGGCAUUGGCCCCAACUGCUUCAUGGAAGGUUUCGAGGUCACAUGCAACGACUCGAAGCCUUUCUUAGGUGGCAACGUCGAGCUAAUCGACGUCGACUUGCUAAAAGGAAUCGCGCAUGUCUACGGGAACCUCAACUGGCAGUGUAACUACGGAAAAAACGCGCCCUCGGGCUUUUCGAUAAUGAACUUUACGGGGACACCCUUCAAGCUUUCUGACACUCGCAACAAAUUCACCGCUAUUGGCUGCAACACUUACGCGUACAUACUAAACUCCGAUGGACAGAAGUACGUCAGUGGAUGCUUGCCGACGUGCUUCAAUAUAAGCAGCGCCAUCAGUGGCUCGUGCAAUGGCUUGGGCUGCUGCCAGGCUUCCAUUCCCAAGGGGAUUGUCCAGUAUUAUUGUACCAUUGAUCCCACUGAUAGUAGCACCGGCGUCCACCAGGCGUAUCCUUGCAUCUAUUCUUUCUUGGCAGAUGAGAAAUGGUACAAGUUCAAGGCCUCUGAUAUCUCAUCGUUGGACUUCUACGAGAGAAAUAAGAACGGGGUACCUGUGGUGCUGGACUGGGCAGUAGGAGGCACGAGCUGUGAGAAAGUCAAGCUUAACACCACUUCUUACCUUUGUCUUAGCGAGAACAGCGAGUGUACUGACUCUCCCAACGGCCCUGGAUACUACUGCAACUGUUCGGUGGGCUAUGAAGGCAAUCCCUAUCUCUCCAAUGGAUGCCAAGAUAUAGACGAGUGCGCGUUUCGGGAGCAGUAUCCAUGCUAUGGAGCCUGUCGUAAUACCCCCGGGAGCUACACUUGCAACUGUCCAGAAGGCACCCAUGGAAAUGCUCUGAUAGCAGCAGGUUGCAUCAGAGAUGAGUCCAUUUUAGGCACAAUUUUUAUAACUGCCGGAAGUGUUGGAGUAGGCAUUCUUCUUCUUCUUGGAUCUAGUGUUCUGAUUUGGAGAAAAUUGAAGGAAAGAAAUGUGAAAAAAAGAAAGAAAAAGUUCUUUCAUGAAAAUCGAGGUUUGUUAUUACAGCAGCUUGUUUCUUCCGACGAAACUCUUGUUGAGAGGAUGAAAAUCUUCACACUGGAAGAGCUGGAGAAGGCCACCAAUAAUUUUGAUAGUGCUCGUGUUGUUGGUAAGGGAGGCCAUGGCACUGUCUAUAAAGGAAUUCUAUCAGACCAACGUGUGGUUGCUAUCAAAAAGUCAAAAAUAGCAAAUCAGAUUGAGUUAGAUCAAUUUAUAAAUGAGAUGGUCAUUCUUUCUCAAAUCAAUCACAGGAAUGUGGUUAAGCUCUUUGGAUGUUGUCUAGAAUCCAAAGUCCCCUUGUUAGUUUAUGAAUUUAUCUCUGGAGGAACUCUUUUCGACCAUCUCCAUGACAACCAACACUUUGCUCCUCUAUCAUUGCAAGUUCGUCUAAGGAUUGCUACUGAAAUUGCAAGUGCACUGUCAUAUCUCCACUAUGCUGCUUCAAUAUCAAUUUUCCACAGAGAUGUCAAGUCAUCUAACAUACUUCUUGAUGAAAGUUAUACCACAAAAGUAUCAGAUUUUGGUGCUUCAAGAUCUAUUCCUCUCAAUCGAACACAUGUAACCACAGCUGUUCAAGGAACGUAUGGUUACUUGGAUCCUGAAUACCAUCAAACAGGCCAACUAACAGAAAAAAGUGAUGUCUAUAGCUUUGGAGUCAUUCUCCUGGAGUUGCUAACCGGAAAGGAUCCAAUUUCAUACAGUAGAUAUACAGAGAGAACUCUAACUUUUGAUUUCAUUUGUUCCUUAAGAGAGAAUCAUCUCUUUGACAUUUUAGACCCCAACAUUGUGGAAGACAGAGGAGAAGAAGAGAUUGAAACAGUUGCUUCUCUUGCUGAAUUAUGUUUGAGAUUGAAAGGAGAAGAAAGGCCAACAAUGAGGGAGGUGGAAGAAAAACUUGACACCAUGCGAUGGUUCGGAAAAUUAAAGCAUGAUUUUGGUGUUAUACAAAACGGUGGAAUGACAGCAGGCUUGCCAGGCAACAUACCAGUUAAAGACAAUGCUAGUGAUUCGACUAGGCAGUACAGUCUAGAGCAGGAGCUUAUGUUGUCGCUAAUAGAACAACCAAGAUGACUUCACGGGGGCAGGGAGCAAUACGAAUGAAUGAUUUGUUGCAUGUUAAACUGAAGUUAGUAGUCACCUCAAUUGAGUCAACCUACAUGGUAUUCUACAAGGUAUCCUAUAAGGUAUAGUCAAAGGGUCAACAAGUAAAUAGUUUAUGUCAAGCAUCAUGGCAAGUAAAGGGUCCCAUGAGUUGAAUAGUCAUGAACAAUUCAAUGCUAGUAUUCAUGAUGUAUCUUUAGGGUUCGUCAUGAGGUGCCUUUUACGAUCCUAUGCAAGUAUUGAUAGUUGUCUCUUAGAUAUUCUAGUACAUUUAUGUAAGGAAUGUAUCAAGAGUCAUUAUGUAACGGUAUAAAGGCAUGUAAUGGUUCAUCCUGCAAGAAAGUCAGACGAACUAAUGGAAUGAAGUAAUACUGGAGUGUCAUGUUCCAUCUAACCUCUCCUGCUCUCUCCCAUUAUAUCAAUUAGAAU
Molecule: messenger RNA, 2858 nt
Organism: Elaeis guineensis (African oil palm)
Lineage: Eukaryota; Viridiplantae; Streptophyta; Magnoliopsida; Arecales; Arecaceae
Product: wall-associated receptor kinase 2-like
Biological process (GO): protein phosphorylation; cell surface receptor signaling pathway
Cellular component (GO): plasma membrane
Molecular function (GO): calcium ion binding; polysaccharide binding; protein serine/threonine kinase activity
Source: RefSeq, a predicted model, not a curated record